Styela clava is the source of this 777-nucleotide messenger RNA. RefSeq lists its product as uncharacterized. The record is from RefSeq and is a predicted model, not a curated record. Lineage: Eukaryota; Metazoa; Chordata; Ascidiacea; Stolidobranchia; Styelidae.
CGAAUAAAUGCAAAUUCACAUUGCAAUUCGUUCCAUUUCCACGUUUCAUGCUACAGUGUUGCGUCUCAAAUACUAUACAAAUACGAAUUUUUGGAGUUUACUGCGGUAAAAAAUAUAUCAAGAACUUCCAAGGGUUGUAUCACGAUGAGAGGUUAUCGUACCAGGCCAAUUCAAUAUGCGAGGGGGGCAUCUGGAAAGCAAACUGCGUACUUGAGAGCUAAGCCCGAUGGAAGAAAAAGACUGCUGCUGUUUUCGGACAGCAAUGCAAGAAAUCUAGUGCAUCCCCGGGUAAUCUUUCCCUCACGCUCUUGUCAGUUCGCAUUUUCUGCCAACUGCUUGCCGGGUGCGGAUAUGUUGGCUGGAGGAAGAGAAUUGAGGUCUACGCCAUUCCCCAGCAUUGACUACCUGGUAGUUGCGCUGGGGACGAAUGACGUCGCCAACUACAAUGGGCCUUCAGGAUCGUUUUUAAGGAACUCUCACAGAGUUGCAGUGAACUUCCUAGAAAAGUGCAGGAAAGCUUAUCCGGAUUUCAAGAUUUUGUUGGCAAAAAUCUUGCCCCAGACCGGACGUCAUUAUCUUGUUCACCUGGCCAACGUUGUUCUUGGGACGAUAGCGUCGGAUGCUAUAGUACCGCUAUUGGACCUCGACGUCGGCAGCUCUGGCGAAUACUGGAGCGACCGCCUUCACCUCUCCGAUGUUGGACUUAAAAUAUAUAUGAAAAAAUUGGACCGUGCAGUGACAAAAAUAAUAGAAAAGGAUGAAACCAAGGUGUUUUAA